CGUGGCUCUUUCAUCAAUCUGUCACGAAAAUGACUAAGAAGAGGCGUAAUGGAGGACGCUGCAAGCGCAACCGCGGCCACGUCAAGGCCGUGCGUUGUACCAACUGUGCCCGAUGCGUCCCAAAGGAUAAGGCCAUCAAGAAGUUCGUAAUCCGAAACAUCGUCGAGGCCGCUGCCGUUCGUGAUAUUUCGGAUGCUUCCUGCUACAACUCUUAUGUUCUGCCCAAACUUUACGCAAAAUUGCACUACUGCGUAUCGUGCGCUAUUCACUCCAAGGUGGUUCGUAAUCGAUCGAAGGAAGCCCGCCGAAUCCGGACGCCACCUCAGCGAGCGUUCCCCAAGGAUAUGAACCGUCAGCAGAACGCUCAGCGCAAGUAAGAAACUGAACGUGUGACGGACUUUCUCCCGCGAAUUUAGAUCCUCUCACCAUUCCGAUUUUCCGGCUGUGGUCCGGGUGAGUGAGUUCGUCAGUGUAUACAAGUUGCGUUUAGAUACUUGAAAAAAAUAAGAGAGAAUACCGUUGAAAAUAAGAUUAAAAAAA
This is a messenger RNA of Armigeres subalbatus, 540 nucleotides long. RefSeq names its product small ribosomal subunit protein eS26. Lineage: Eukaryota; Metazoa; Arthropoda; Insecta; Diptera; Culicidae. The record is from RefSeq and is a predicted model, not a curated record. Gene Ontology annotation, biological process: translation. Gene Ontology annotation, molecular function: structural constituent of ribosome; mRNA binding. Gene Ontology annotation, cellular component: cytosolic small ribosomal subunit; ribosome. The coding region runs from base 30 to 377 and encodes 115 amino acids. The transcript has a single exon.